AUGACCUCGGCAAAGUCCAAAGCGAGUGAAAGCGGUACAUCGGCGGCCUCACACGAUCCACUGCCGGCCUACGAUGGCUCCUCCGCCUCGGACCCACCACCAACCUACGAAUCCGUCGGACGCGCCCUCACGGCCCUCGCCCAAGGCGACCCGGACGAGUACAUCACAGUACCGUUCGUAACGCGAACCGUGGACUUCAGCCUUCACAACUUCAACCCAUUUUCACACAAGCAAGGCAAGGUCCGCCAGUCCAUUGUGACGCGUCGGAUGAAACGCUCGCAGUACCUCGCCCACUAUGUCAAGGACAUGGACGGCAAAUUUGUCGGCACAGGCAAGCCGGCGGUAGAUGCUGAGCUCGUGUUUGUGCCGGGCAAGAGUAGUCCCGAGGACUUGCUGCGCCAGGUCAAUGAGGUGGCGCUCAAAGUGCAGAGGUUGAGGGGCGAUGGUAUUGGUGAAUGGGGAAAGCCGUUGCAGGAUCAUCCAACAGGAUAUGGUGGGGGCGGAAUGGCCAUGUAG
Bipolaris victoriae FI3 is the source of this 516-nucleotide messenger RNA. RefSeq lists its product as hypothetical. The transcript has a single exon. NCBI's taxonomy places the organism in Eukaryota, Fungi, Ascomycota, Dothideomycetes, Pleosporales, Pleosporaceae. The record is from RefSeq and is a predicted model, not a curated record. Bases 1 to 516 code for a protein of 171 amino acids.